UGUCUAUCUCUGUCUGGGAAAGGAAAAAAAAUAAAAAGUCUCUCUCUACAGUAAUCUCUGAUAUAAAAUUUGUCUUUAAACAGCUUUGCAAAUUUCAAACUCUCUCUCUAAACUGCGACUGCUACCAUUUAGAUUCCCAAAAAAGGACAUCCUUUUUUGAAUCUUGAUUCAAAACAGAGAUUUUUUAUGCAAAAAAGAUUACUACUUUCUUGGUUAAGAAAAUCAUUUGAAGAAGUUUCUUGGAGAUUCUCACUCGAAGUUUAGAAUUUUCUUGGUGGGUUUUUGUGUUUGUAUCGGAAGGCUAAAAGAUUUUUUUGGCUUUGGAUAAGAUCAAGAAGGAGAUGAGCAAGAAUCUUUUAUGGUUGUGAAUUGUAGAUGUCAAGUUUGUGAAGUUUGACUUUUUUUGGUUUAGUUUCUCUUCUAAGCUUGUCUAGGGUUUUAUGUUUGGUGGAUUUUUGAGAAAUCAGAGGAAAAUAGAUUAAUAAAGCAAUAUGGGAGCAAAAGAAUGCCAAAAUACUACGGGCUCUCCUAAAGUGGAGGUGGGAGAGAUAGAUACCAGGGCACCAUUUCAAUCUGUCAAAGAUGCCGUUACCCUCUUUGGUGAAGGUGCAUUCUCAGGGGAAAAACCUGCCAUCAGAAAGGCAAAACCUCAUUCUGCUGAGAGGGUAUUGGCCAAGGAGACACAGCUUCACCUGGCCCAAAAGGAAAUGAACAAGUUAAAGGAUCAAGUAAGGAAUGCUGAAACAACAAAGGCCCAAGCACUUGUAGAGCUUGAAAAGGCUAAAAGAACAGUAGAGGACCUCACUGAUAAGCUCAAAACUGUCACUGAAUCAAAGGAAUCAGCAAUUAGGGAAACAGAAGCUGCAAAGAAUCAGGCUAAGCAAAUUGAAGAAACGAGCAAUAUUGACCUUCCUGGAUCUGAUGGUGCUAGGAAGCAGGACUUGGAAUCUACAAGAGAACAGUACAUGACUGUAUUUACUGAACUUGAUGCCACAAAGCAAGAGCUAAGGAAAAUUCGUCAGGAGUAUGAUACAUCCUUAGAAGCAAAGCUUGCUGCCUUCAACCAAGCUGCAGCAGCUGAACAUGCUGCCAAAGCAAAUGUGGAAAAAGUCAGUGAGCUCUCCAAGGAAAUCUCAGCCCUUCAGGAAUCAAUUGGGCAAGCAAAGCUUGUGGCUCUGGAAGCACACCAAGAGCAAGCAAAAAUAUUUGCUGAAAAAGAUGUUCUGAGGCAAUCAUAUAAAGCUACCCUGGAAGCAUCAGCAAAUAAACUUCUUGUGUUGAAGAAUGAAUUUGAUCCUGAACUGGCCCGGAAUCUUGAAAAACAGCUGGCUGAAACAAUGAAUGAGAUUGGUGCUCUGCAAAAGCAGAUGGAAAAUGCCAAGGCUUCAGAUCUGGAUUCUGUGAAAACUGUCACUUCAGAGCUAGAUGGUGCUAAGGAGUUCCUACAAAAAGUAUCAGAAGAGGAAAACUCCUUGCGAAGCUUGUUGGAAUCUCUUAAGCUGGAGCUGGAGAAUGUGAAGAAGGAGCAUUCUCAACUGAAGGAGAAGGAAGCAGAAACUGAAUCCAUUGCUGGGAACCUGCAUGUCAAGCUCCGCAAAAGUAAGACUGAGCUAGAACAAGCACUUGUAGAGGAAUCCAAAGCAAAGGGUGCUUCUGAAGAGAUGAUCUCUACUCUCCACCAGCUAUCAUCAGAAGCAGAGAGUGCACGAAAAGAAGCUGAAGAGAUGAAAAGCAAAGCUGAAGAGUUGAAGAACAUAGCUGAAGCCACCAGAAUUGCAUUAGAAGAAGCUGAGAAGAAGCUGAGGGUUGCUUUGGAAGAAGUUGAGGAAGCAAAAACAGCAGAAACAAGGGCUCUAGAUCAAAUUAAGGCAUUGUCUGAGCGAACUAAUGCUGCACGUGCCUCAACUUCUGAAUCUGGUGCCAAGAUCACAAUAUCAAGGGAAGAGUGUGAGGCUUUAAGCCGGAAAGUUGAGGAGUCUGACACAUUGGCAGAAAUGAAAGUGGCAGCUGCUGUGGCUCAAAUAGAAGCUGUUAAGGCUAGUGAAAAUGAGGCUCUCAAGAGGUUAGAGGCAGCGCAAAAGGAUAUUGAGGAUAUGAGAGCUGCAACUGAGGAGGCUUCGAAGAGAGCUGAGAUGGCUGAAGCAGCCAAGAGGGCAGUGGAGGGAGAACUUCGAAGGUGGCGUGAACGAGAGCAAAAGAAGGCUGCUGAUACUGCAUCGCGGAUUCUGGCAGAAACACAGAUGGCUUCAGAAUCAUCCCCGCACCAUUAUAGGAAUCAAAAGCAGAACCCGGCAAUUCAGACAGUUAUUGAGGUUCGGAAGUUGGACAAAGAGAAGUUCUCUCUCUCUAAAAAGGCACUUUUACCUAAUCUGAGCGGUAUCUUCUAUAGAAAAAAGAACCAAAUCGAAGGUGGGUCUCCUUCUUAUCUGCCUGGAGAGAAGCCUGUUUGACAUUUGUGUUUGCCAGACUCUGUGAUUAUGAAUGGUUGAGAGAUACGUUUCAUGAAAUGGUUGGUUGUGUAUAAAAUUUUCUCUGGGAAAAACGAAAGCCCGAAUGUCUCUUGCUCAGUUUGAGAAGAUGAGAUAGGCGAUAAUAUGAUGAAACAAGUCAGGGAAGUGUGCCUUUUGUAUAUGACUAGUUAUUAGAUUAAUGAUCGAACAAGUUCUGCUGUAGAAAUGAGUUUGUCUUCAAGAAUGGACUUUUUUUAA
Molecule: messenger RNA, 2708 nt
Organism: Populus trichocarpa (black cottonwood)
Lineage: Eukaryota; Viridiplantae; Streptophyta; Magnoliopsida; Malpighiales; Salicaceae
Product: WEB family protein At5g55860
Exons: 3
Coding region: 492-2450 (652 amino acids)
Source: RefSeq, a predicted model, not a curated record